This is a messenger RNA of Schistosoma mattheei, 237 nucleotides long. NCBI's taxonomy places the organism in Eukaryota, Metazoa, Platyhelminthes, Trematoda, Strigeidida, Schistosomatidae. The record is from the annotation of a GenBank genome assembly.
AUGUCAAUCUACUUAUGCUUACAAUGUUCAAUUGUUUCGGGUAAUCAUCGUAAAAAUAUUGAUUGCCUAACUUGUUUGUUUCAACAUUUGGAAAAAAUAAUAGGGAAAUUAACAUGUGAUAUUUUCGAAUGUUAUUAUAGAUGUGUACGUAUCCUUUUAAAUAAUAAUAAUAAUAAUAAUAAUAAUAAUAAUAAUAAUAAUAAUAAUAAUAAUAAUUCUAUACAUUGUUUUGAAUAA